Molecule: messenger RNA, 701 nt
Organism: Coregonus clupeaformis (lake whitefish)
Lineage: Eukaryota; Metazoa; Chordata; Actinopteri; Salmoniformes; Salmonidae
Product: homeobox protein SIX3-like
Exons: 3
Coding region: 33-701 (222 amino acids)
Biological process (GO): regulation of transcription by RNA polymerase II; eye development
Cellular component (GO): transcription regulator complex; nucleus
Molecular function (GO): DNA-binding transcription factor activity, RNA polymerase II-specific; RNA polymerase II cis-regulatory region sequence-specific DNA binding
Source: RefSeq, a predicted model, not a curated record
UCUUUUUCUUCUCUCUUCUCUUCGUUGACCCGAUGGUGUUCAGGUCGCCGCUCGAGCUCUUUCACGCCCAUCUCUUCCUGCCCGGCACGCUCUUACCGGAGGAGCCUCCCACGUGUGCACCUGCCUCUGCUCUCCCGGGGCUCUGCUUCUACGCAGCGCAGGUGGCCAGUGUGUGUGAGACUCUGGAGGAGAUCGGGGACGUCGAGCGGCUUGCGCGGUUCCUGUGGUCCCUGCAGGUGGUCCCAGGUGGCGCGUGCUCCAUCGCCGAGCAUGAAUCAGUCCGUAGUGCGUAUGCUGUGGUCGCCUUUCACACCGGGAACUACCGCGAGCUCUAUUGCAUCCUGGAGAAACACAGCUUUACGCACUGCGCCUCGCAAGGUAAGAUACAGGCCAUGUUGCUCUAUGCGCAUUACGGGGAGGCUGAGAGGCUGCGCGUGCGGUCGCAGGGCCCGCUGGACAAGUACCGUGUAAGGAAGAAGAUCCCGUUACCAAGAACGAUCUGGGAUGGCGAGAGGAAGACACACUGCUUCAAGGAGCGGACGCGGGGCCUGCUGAGGGAAUGGUACCUCCAGGACCCCUACCCAGACCCCGCGAUGAAACGGGAGCUGGCGCGCGCCAUCGGGCUCACUCCAACUCAGGUCGGAAACUGGUCGGAGACAGAGAGACCACGGCCGCCAACAAGAACAGGUCAUUGUCAUUAA